CUUUUGCACGGUGGACACCGUGAGCUUCUCCAUAUAAUGGUGUUUGUUAAGUAAACCAAACUAAACCCGCUUUCCAUGGUCUUGUUAUAUCAGUCACUCAAACAAUGGCUCUAUUUACGCUUGCUCUCGACACAAAAGCACAAAUGCAGACUGGAGUAGGGAGGUCUGAUCUGAGCAUGUUCUUACAGCUGACAGAAGCAUCAUGCUCUGUCUGUGAAGAUUGCAGUUUGGUACAUUAAAAGCUCUGAUCUAAAGCCUUCUGGCAAUGUACAAUAAAAGCAUCUGUGUAACACACAAAGCCCCUUGUGGUUUCCGAAAUGUCUUCAAAGAGGGGAAGUUUUAAUUAAUAAGCUGUUAGAUUUAAUAGGGGAAAAGAUCCAGGCAACAUGCAGAGGUUUCUGUGUUAGAAUUGCAGAAAUGUUCAACUGCCCGGCCCCCCAUGGGAAAUCACAUCAACCCCCAACCACACACACACACACAAAUUGAUAAGCUGGGUGUGUUUGAGUUGGGGGGGGUGCAGUGUUUGGCAAAGAUGAGCACUGUGGUGGCUCUGCUCAUGAGGGUGAGCGAGGGCGAGUCUGACAGACCAGGGAGGCGGGGAAGAAAAAUAUAGAAAAGAAAGAGAACACAACAACUCUUUUUUUUUAAUGAAUGAAUGAAGUAGACGCAGGACUUGUUUUUCGGGUUUCUGGUGGGGAUGGUACUGUGGGGUUCUUUGCGCUUUUCUUUCACUUUUUUUUUCUUUCUCAUUCUCUUUACUUUUCUUUGUCCCAUGCACACCUUUUCUCCUAUCUUUUCUCUAUGCUUUUCUCCAUCAAUCCCACACCCCUGCACACAUUCACCCUUCAGGAGGGCCAGAGAUGUAACUAACAUGGCACAGCUCUAGCGCUGCCCUCUUUGGUGCCCGUGUGCCAAUAUGGGUCUCGGUUGCCGCAAGCUGCAGGAGCACCGAUCUGUUCAUGCUAAGGGCUGUACAGCAGAGAAGGACAGAUCGGUUCUCAGCCAUGAGGCUUUUCUGCUCAUGGCAAACUCCCAGAAUGACAUGGAGGAUUGGGUCAAAGCCAUUAGACGUGUCAUCUGGGCUCCCUUUGGAGGAGGUAUCUUUGGUCAGCACCUGGAGGACACAGUACAGUCUGAGAGAAAGUUUGGACCCCGACUGGCCCCUCUGCUGGUGGAGCAGUGUGUGGAUUUCAUACGGGAGCAGGGUCUGAAAGAGGAAGGUCUCUUUAGGAUGCCAGGGCAGGCCAACCUGGUCAGAGAACUCCAGGAUGCUUUCGACUGUGGGGAUAAGCCUCUGUUUGACAGUAACACUGACAUUCACACAGUGGCGUCCCUCCUGAAGCUCUACCUCAGGGAGCUGCCGGAGCCUGUGAUCCCUUUUAACAAAUAUGAAGACUUUCUAACCUGUGCACAGCUUCUGCUAAAAGAUGACGAAGUGGGUCUCAGUGAGCUUGUGAACCAAGUGAACAAUCUUCCUCAGGCUAAUUAUAAUUUGUUAAAGUACAUUUGCAAAUUCUUAGAUGAGGUGCAGUCACAUUCGAAUGAGAACAAGAUGAGCGUUCAGAACCUUGCAACAGUUUUUGGACCAAAUAUCCUUCGGCCUAAAGUAGAGGACCCUGUUUCAAUGAUGGAAGGAACCUCCCAGGUUCAGCACCUGAUGACGGUGUUGAUCAGUGAACAUGAGCGUCUGUAUGUGGGGACUGAGGGAGAUGCAUUUUCUGAGCCAACCAGAAGUUGUCUUCAGGGUCAGCGAGGCAUGGCAGAGUGGAUCUCCGAUGAGGAGGUGCUGAACUGCUCAUCGCCGAGCCAGACGUCCAAAGCGGCAGAGAAUGUGUGUGGCAGUGCCACGUCUUUAGAUAUGAAUAUAGGUGCCCCUACAACUGCCAAAAUGACACCUCAGGGAAAAGCUGGGGUGACAGUCAGCCCCAGCAAACAGGCUAAAUCCCUCCCCUCUUGGAAAUACUCCUUCAAGAGUGGAGGGGUACGCGCUCAACCUGCAAAAAUUGGGGGCUCGUCUGUGGAUGUGUCCACCUUGCCCAGUACAGGCAACUGGUUGAUGAACGGGCUUUCCUCUCUGCGCAGCCACCGGCGUACAUCAUCAGGAGAGCGCAUGGGCAAGGAUUCAGUCCUGUCGCACCGUCUAUCCACUUACGACAACGUGUCCUCAUCGAGUCUCAGUGUACCCAGUGUAGCAAGCACGCCCUGGUCCACGUCCUCUUGUGAAAUCUUAGUGGACGACUCUGUGGGUAGUGACACCUCUGAAAAAGUGGAUUGGUCAAUUGAAGGGUUUGUCCAAGGUCAAAGUGGGGACAGGAGUUCAGAGGUCACUAAGAGCAGCGAAGUACUUGAAAUGUGUGUGAGCAGUGCAGGCUGCAGUGAGAAUGGAAGUGGAGAAGAUGCAGUGAACGUUACAGGAGAUACUGACAUUAGCAAGGCAACACUUAACGGCCUGGUAACAGAGCUGAAAGACGAGUUAAAGAAACAGAAGGUCAACUAUGAAUCACAAAUACGAAGGCUAGAGGAAUCAAGUGUCGCUAUGCGUAACCAACUGGAGAGGCUAGAGGAGGAGUUGGACCAGGAGAAGAAAAAGUAUUGCAUGUUGGAAAUUAAACUCCGCAACUCUGAGCGAGCCCGUGAGGACGCAGAGACCCGCAACCACUUGCUUCAGAACGAGAUGGAGGAGUUCUUCUCCACUUUGGGAGAUCUGACAUUGGGAACAAGGACAAGCUAAAUUUGACUGGCUCUCUUACAGGCCUCCUGAUGUAACACUGAGAGAAUAUGUGUUUGUUCGAAAAACCUCUCUGCUCAUGCAUCAUGAGUUUUCAGAGGUAAUUUUGUGCUGUUUUGUUACAGCGACUUGAUCAUGUGUAGCGGUUACACUUUUCUCCCUGAUCUUCAGUCUUGCAUUUUAAAGGGAUAGUUCACACAAAAAUACAAAUUCACUGGUUAUUUACUCACCCUCAUAUCGUUCCAAACCAAUAUGCUGUUUUUCUGCAGAGAACAAAAGGAUCAUUUUUGAAAAAUCUUCACAAGAAGUGCACAUUUUGUGUGAAGAACACCUUCAAACUUGUCAAACUUGCCACUUCUUCUUUGUAAAUAAUAACAAUAUUUUCAUUUUGAACUAUUCCUUUAGGGUGCCGUUCAGUUUCCAUUAGCUUGCAUUUCCAGUCACUUGCAUAACCUAACAUGCACAGAUAAUACCAAAGCAUGACAUUUCUGACCAGACUGUCUCACAAAGGCAGGUCAUUUUAAUGGCAUUUCCUGUUAAUGCAUGGUAUGAAAGAUGUCCUGCUGAACUGUCUCUUGGGGUUUUGGUGAAAUUAUCACACAACACUUUUUCAGUCAAAGUCUACAUCAUUUAAAACCAGUCACCAUAUACAAUCUGCAUCCUGUCACACUGUGCCUCACACUUCCAACUGUUCAGUCAUCAAACCUCACAGACCGAACUCUUUUCAGCAAAUCCCUUUAUUUCUAAGUAAAUUGCACUAGAAUUAAAUACCUUUUUUGGUUUAGGUGAGGUAAUACCAUCCAAACUGUCUUAUUGUACAACUUUUCAUAGACAAUGUACAACUGUCCAAUUGUAUAACUGUUAAAAUCUCAACUGUAUUGAAAGAUUAUUUCAGCUGCAAGAUUGCCAAGGCUAUUAUUUAUUUAAGCUUCCUCAGGUUGUUUUUUUUUUAAAACACUCAAUGAAUGAGUGUCUUUAUAUAAAAUAGAUGACGGAACUAAGGCUGACAUAUACUUGAAUGUGUUAAAGUAUUUUGUUUUUAAAGUAUGCACAUACUGUAUGUUCAUGUGGUCAUUUUUUCUGUUUUGAUUCCUGAAUGCAGAAAGUGCCAAAGUAGAGGACUUUAAAAAAUGUGUGUUUCAUUUCAAAUGACAACAUAAUAAAUUGUUGCAAUGCAUCAAGGGAAGUUUGAAGUUAGAAAAUGAGUGAUAUAAAAAGUGAAUCAUAAAAGCCUACUUACUGAUAAGUGUUGUACAAAAUAUAUUUUUCUAUCAAACAUUUCAAAAAUAAAAAAAUUUAUAAUUCACCCAAAAAUCGGA
Carassius auratus (goldfish) is the source of this 4047-nucleotide messenger RNA. Its product is annotated as rho GTPase-activating protein 22. Gene Ontology annotation, molecular function: GTPase activator activity. Gene Ontology annotation, biological process: signal transduction; activation of GTPase activity. The transcript is spliced from 8 exons. Gene Ontology annotation, cellular component: focal adhesion. The record is from RefSeq and is a predicted model, not a curated record. Bases 917 to 2731 code for a protein of 604 amino acids. NCBI's taxonomy places the organism in Eukaryota, Metazoa, Chordata, Actinopteri, Cypriniformes, Cyprinidae.